Molecule: messenger RNA, 288 nt
Organism: Coprinopsis cinerea okayama7#130
Lineage: Eukaryota; Fungi; Basidiomycota; Agaricomycetes; Agaricales; Psathyrellaceae
Exons: 3
Coding region: 1-288 (95 amino acids)
Biological process (GO): maturation of SSU-rRNA; mRNA splicing, via spliceosome
Cellular component (GO): U4/U6 x U5 tri-snRNP complex; U6 snRNP; P-body
Molecular function (GO): RNA binding
Source: RefSeq, a predicted model, not a curated record
AUGGCAGAUUCCCCAUCUCCAGCACCGCAGCCUCCCCAGCCUCCUGCGCCCACGACGCACACAGGCUCGCCCACCGACUUCCUCAAGGGCGUCGUCGGCAAACGCGUCGUCGUGCGCCUGCUUUCUGGUGUUGAUUAUCGAGGCAUCUUAUCGUGUUUGGAUGGGUAUAUGAAUAUUGCGAUGGAGCAGACGGAGGAGAGUGUGAAUGGCAAAGUUGUGAAUCGGUAUGGGGAUGCCUUCAUUCGAGGGAACAAUGUGCUGUAUAUCUCUGCUGAUGAGCCAAUAUGA